Molecule: messenger RNA, 789 nt
Organism: Eleginops maclovinus (Patagonian blennie)
Lineage: Eukaryota; Metazoa; Chordata; Actinopteri; Perciformes; Eleginopidae
Gene: taf13
Product: TATA-box binding protein associated factor 13
Exons: 2
Coding region: 222-596 (124 amino acids)
Biological process (GO): transcription by RNA polymerase II
Cellular component (GO): transcription factor TFIID complex
Molecular function (GO): protein heterodimerization activity
Source: RefSeq, a predicted model, not a curated record
AAUAACAUUUUUGGUGCAACGUCAAAUUGUAUAUGCUGUAACAGUGAGCAGAGAUUAGGCCAAAGUAAAAUAGCCGCUAGGGGGCAGUACUCUCUACAGCACUCCUCUGUUCUCCCCAAAUCACAUCCAGUCGAAGAAAACCGGAAAGAACGCACCUAAAAUCUGUUUGCAAACCGUCAUUAAAACAACAGAAGAAGAAGAAAAAAAGCGGAAGUCAACAAAUGGCGGAUGAGGAGGACGAGACUGGCUUCGAUGAGGAGUUGGACGACGGGUCUGGCGGAGUGGAGUGCGGCCACGGGAAGAGGAAGAGGCUCUUCUCGAAGGAGCUCCGGUGCAUGAUGUACGGAUUUGGAGACGACCAGAACCCGUAUACUGAGUCUGUGGAUAUUCUGGAGGACCUGGUCAUCGAGUUUGUCACCGAAAUGACACACAAAGCCAUGUCUAUCGGACGCCAGGGUCGCGUCCAGGUGGAGGACAUCGUUUUUCUAAUUCGGAAGGACCCCCGGAAGUUCGCCCGAGUCAAAGACCUGCUAACCAUGAACGAGGAGCUAAAGAGAGCCCGCAAAGCUUUUGAUGAAGCUAAUUAUGGCUCAUAAACAAAGUCAAAUUUGGCGGUACAUUUAUUUUCAAUAACUGUUCAUUAGCUGUGUGUUCAGACUUGACUCAAGUCGGGUUUUUUUAAUUUUUAGUAACGUUUAUUAUUCCUUAUGGUUCUAUGGCAGAGACAAACUUUGUUACCUGGUCUCAUACUGUCUGUCUGGGACUGUCAAUAAAGAUAUGUUGUUUUAA